CGUGCGUGCGCGCGUCUUUUCGUGUGUGCGUUCUCUCGUGCAGCCUGUGCGUGCCCGCUGUCCUCGCGCUCACUUUUAUAUCUAUGUGUGUUGUGUGUGUGUGCAGUGUGUUGUUUGUGUGUUAGUGUGUUUAGUGUUGUGUGUACUUUCCGGUGGAUUGUAUUUCUCUGUGCCCGUCUCUCUUCUUCUCCUUUCCUCUCCCGUGUCUCUGUGGAUGCUCGCGCGCGAGGAUGGCGCUGCUGGCGCUCAGCGUGUCGGUGCUGUGGCUCGCACUCCUCCACCCGGCCCCGGCGCGCGCUGACUCAAUCAUCCACAUCGGUGCGAUCUUCGAGCAAGAUGCUGUUCGGGAUUCGGAGGUGUUCCAGCUGGCCAUUUCCGAUCUGAGUCUGAGCGAUGACAUCCUGCAGAACGAGCGCGUCACACACUCCAUCAAACUCAUCGAAGCCGACAACCCGUUUCAGGCCGUGCAGGAAGCGUGUGAGUUGAUGAAUCAGGGUAUCCUGGCGUUGGUGUCAUCGACAGGCUGUGCUGCAGCUCGUGCUCUACAGUCCCUGACAGAUGCCAUGCACAUCCCUCACCUGUUUGUGCAGCGUGGAGGCGGCGGAGCUCCACGAGCAGAGUGUGUGUUCAACACCAGAGCCGAUGCUGAGACCUACACACUCGCUGCCCGGCCGCCUGUACGCAUUGACCACGUCCUCCUCACACUGCUGUCUGACCUGCACUGGCGCAAAUUCAUCAUCUUCUACGACGCAGAGUACGAUGUGGGUGGAUUAAAGGCGUUUCUGGAUCAGGCGUCUCGCUCUGGGUUGGAUGUGUCUCUGCAGCAGGUAGAGCGGAACGUCUCGAAAGUUUUCCUGACGCUCUUCAGCACAAUGAAGACAGAAGAGCUGAACCGUUACAGAGACUCUCUGAGACGUGCCAUCUUACUGCUGAGCCCACGUGUCGCUCACGCCUUCAUCAACCAGGCUGUUGAGACAAACCUCGCAUCCAAGGACUCUCACUGGAUUUAUGCAAAUGAAGAAGUGAGUGAUGCUGACAUUAUGGACCUUGUCCACACAUCUCUGGGUCGUCUGACGGUCAUCAGGCAGAUAUUUCCCGAGUGGAGAAACAACAACGCUCAGUGCAGGAGGAAAAACCAGAGAGUUAAGUCACUGCUGUGUGAACCUCAAGAAGAAUACCUGCAUAGCCUGGAGGUCUCCAGUCUUUACCUGUAUGACAGCGUGUUGAUGUUGGCGAAUGCCUUCUACAGGAAGUUAGAGGACAGGAAGUGGCACAGUAUGGCGAGUCUGAGCUGCAUGAGGAAGUCGACUAAACCCUGGAAUGGAGGCUGGUCCAUGCUGGACACCAUCCAAAAGGGGCGGAUCUCAGGCCUGACAGGGCUGAUGGAUUUCCGCAGUAAUGGGGCGAACUCUCACGCUCAGUUUGAGAUUUUGGGGACGGCGUACAGUGAGACGUUUGGGAAAGAUGUCAAACGUUUAGCAGUCUGGGACUCCUUCCGUGGCAUGAACGGUAGUUUGAAGGAAAGCAAAGUGGACAGCGGGAUGCAAGGGGUUUUGCUGAGAGUCGCCACGUUACUGGAAGAGCCCUUUGUGAUGGCAGCGGAGAGCACUCUUGGACAACCCAAGCGAUAUAAAGGUUUCUCCAUCGACGUGUUGGAUGCUCUGGCCAAGACACUUGGCUUCAAAUAUGAGAUUUAUCAGGUUGCAGAUGGAAAAUAUGGCUCGCCUCAGCCCAAUGGCUCCUGGGACGGUCUGAUUGGGGAACUCACCAACAAGAGGGCAGACAUGGCAAUUGCAGCAAUCACCAUCACUCCAGAGCGGGAGGGUGUGGUUGACUUCACCAAGCGCUACCUGGAUUACUCUGUAGGGAUCCUAAUGAGUAAGUCAGUGGAGAAGCUGUCCAUCUUUUCACUCCUUGCGCCCUUUGACCUUUCGGUGUGGGUGUGUCUCUGUGCUGCCGUGCCCGUGGUAGGAGUGAUGAUCUUCAUCCUGCGCCGUGUUCAGACUGUCUGUUCACGCCAAAGCGCCGCCACGGUCAACACUGCCAACACCAGCCUACUGAACACAGUGUGGAUCGUUUAUGGAGCCUUCACUCAGCAAGGUGUGGAUUCAGUGGUUGCCUCAGUAUCAGUGAGGAUUGCAUUGGGAAGCUGGUGGCUCUUCACGCUCAUCGUGUGUUCAUCGUACACAGCUAAUCUUACAGUGUACCUCACAACACACAGACUGGAUAACACAGUCAGGUCUCUGCAGGAUCUGGCGCAGCAGUCAGGCGUUAAUUACGGCACAGUCAGAGAAUCAGCCGUGUUUGAAUAUUUCAAGAUGAAGGGGACGAACCCGUUGGAGCAGGACAGCACAUUCUCUGAGCUUUGGAGGACCAUCAACAGACAUCAAGGACGGGAAAACUGCGUCCACAGUCUGGCUGAAGGAAUAAGAAAGGUAAAGCAGGAGGCGUAUGUGUUCCUGUGGGACAUGGCUGUGUUGGAGUACGCGGCUCUGACUGAUGACGAGUGUUCACUCACGGCUGCGUCGGACCCACAACAUACCAAAGGCUACGGCAUCGCCCUCCAGCACGGCAGUCCUCACCGAGACAUCCUCUCACACACGAUCCUUGAGUUGCAGCAGCGGGGUGAUGUGGAUGUGUUAAAGCAGAAGUGGUGGCCACGUAAAGGUCGCUGUAUUAACGAGCGCCGCUCUGAGAGUCGAGCUUUAACUCUACACGCUCUUUCUGGAGUUUUCUGUUUACUUGCUCUCGGUCUGUUCGUAUCAGGCCUGGUGGGGGCGCUGGAGAGCUGGUACACACACACCCCAUGCCGAGCACAUACACAGGAUAAGGAGGUGGACCUGGAGCAGGUCCAGCAGCGCUUCAGUGGACUCAUUAGUGAUGAUGAUUUAUCGCAUAAACAGCUCCCUGCUUCGCCGCUGGACGUCUCCGCUCUAGACGUUGGCACCAUAUGCCAGCGCCAGGACUCCCAUGACGCCAUGUCCCCGUUUCCUCCCGGCGCCCUGUCCGUCCCUUCACUUUUUUCCGAAAGUGGUGUUGGGGGUGUUACCGGCAGAAACAUGCCCCUCCCCCUCUCCAGCUCCACACUGCCCCCUCCCUCGCGCUGUAAACAUCGGGCACCAAACGGAGGAAUUUUACACCAAAGUCCCAUGAAAAUGCCAGUGAAAUACCAGCCAGUGCCCAGCAGAACCAUGGAUACCAAUCACGGCACCUCGAUAUGACAUCACAGCACCAUGAUGUCAUACACUGUAACAGAACUGUACCACCUGAGCCAUCAGCUCCCAACAAAUAACAUGACUUUCGAAUAAACUCGGUCUACAAAUUCACUACCACAUGUGAGCAGCUGAGCCACUGACUAAAGUAAUGGCACCCCAGUAUGACAUUCAGUGUGCUAAAUACAACAGCAACCAGCCAAUCACAGACUUCUGGACACUUUACUGAGGAAAUGAGGUCACGGAGGCAGGGUUUCCUAUUCGUCCGAGACUCUGACCUUGUAAAACUGUGCAUAUCUGUAAAUACCUGAACAGGUGGUGGAGUCAGAGUGUAUUUUCAAUAUUCUAGAUGUUUUUUGACUUUGGUAUUAAAAGGUGUAAAAUCUCUCUCUCUCUCUUUCUUUCUCUCUCUCUCUUUCUCUCUCUCUCCGUAAAUAAUAUAUAUAUAUAUACAGACGGUUUGUACAUUUGGACCUAAGUGGAUAAAGAGAAUUCCUCACGGCUGUUUUCUAAAUGCCAAACUGAAAGAUUUGCCGUUUGCAGUAGGAGAGUCUUGAUUAAAAUGUUCAUAAAACAUUUUCUACAGUUAUGCACACUCAUGAGUUAUAAUUUUUUUUCCAAA
Molecule: messenger RNA, 3834 nt
Organism: Hemibagrus wyckioides
Lineage: Eukaryota; Metazoa; Chordata; Actinopteri; Siluriformes; Bagridae
Gene: grid1a
Product: glutamate receptor, ionotropic, delta 1a
Exons: 16
Coding region: 231-3221 (996 amino acids)
Biological process (GO): synaptic transmission, glutamatergic; monoatomic ion transport; modulation of chemical synaptic transmission
Cellular component (GO): postsynaptic membrane; plasma membrane
Molecular function (GO): glutamate-gated receptor activity; transmitter-gated monoatomic ion channel activity involved in regulation of postsynaptic membrane potential
Source: RefSeq, a predicted model, not a curated record